Ascochyta rabiei is the source of this 3027-nucleotide messenger RNA. Its product is annotated as RING-type E3 ubiquitin transferase. The record is from RefSeq and is a predicted model, not a curated record. The transcript has a single exon. Gene Ontology annotation, molecular function: zinc ion binding; ATP binding; ATP-dependent chromatin remodeler activity. Bases 1 to 3027 code for a protein of 1008 amino acids. Lineage: Eukaryota; Fungi; Ascomycota; Dothideomycetes; Pleosporales; Didymellaceae.
AUGCCACCCCAGAAACGCCUGUUCGGCGAUCUUGGCAAUGAACCCUCGCCCUUCAAUUCCCCACAGAACGUGCACUCGUCUUCCUCCACACGGUACACGCACCCAACUUCGUCGCAGGGUUACGCGCAUUCUUCGCCGUCUCAGCAAUAUGCCCGCGCACCCAAGCAGCCGCGUACCGCACAGAAUGCGCAUCCGUCGCGUAUGAUCUCUGGUUCCUCCCAGCAUGAGCCUCUAGUCAUCGACAGUGACGACGACGACGACGCGUCGCAAGAAGUGCUCGACUCGACACAGGGCUAUAAUGAACAGCAGUACAGCUACGGUCUCUAUGGCAUGCUCCAGAACAAGAUUGUAGGCGUCAGAUACUACAAUGGCUACGCAACGGUCGGAGAGAUGGUCAUUUGCAGGCGCGAGCCUCACAAUCGGUACGACAGAAACGCAAUCCAGGUUCUGAACGUGCAGGGAGAGCAGAUUGGUCAUAUCCCAAAGACAUGGGCCUCAAAGCUGGCCAAGUACAUGGACAACCGCAGUCUCCUAGUGGAGGCGCAUAUCACCGGGCACAAGGGCGAAUUCGAUUGCCCUCUUGAGAUCAGACUAUAUGGCACGAAUGACCCAGUUGAGCGCGAGAAGCUGGUUGCUCAAAUGAGGGCUGACAAACUUCCUGUCGGGCAUGCUGCAGAUCGCAAACGCAAAGAGGCGGCAGCGCAGAAAGAAAGGCAGGCGCUGGCCAAGGAGGCUGCCAAAAGGGCAAAGAAGAAUGGGGGUACUGUUGUUGCUGUUGAUGGCGGCUACAAUUGGGAGAACAGCAUGAGCGAGUACAUGGCUGGCUCGUCACAGUCCGAUGGUAUGGGCCCAGGGCCGAGUCUGGAAGACAUCAUCGGAGGCAGUGAGCGCUUCAAUCCCAGGAAUUUCGAGAACGUGGUCGAAGAGUUCGGUGUCAAAGAACAGGACCUCGCCGCCAUGCCCAAGGCAACUCAGCCAGAGGCACUGCAGACCGAGAUGCACCCCUUCCAGCUUCAGGGACUGCAGUGGAUGUUGGACAAGGAAUCUCCACAACUACCAGCUCAAGGCACCAAGGACGUCGUUCAGCUCUGGCAGUGUCACUCUCGGAUGCCCAAUGCUUACACAAAUUUGGCAACGAACUACACAGUCACUAAUCCCGUUCUUGCAUCUGGAGGUAUUCUGGCGGACGACAUGGGACUAGGGAAGACUAUCCAAGUCAUUUCGCUCAUCGUGGCCGACAAAGCCCUCGGACGUCGUUCUCCCAGUGCAGCUGACGCGACACUCAUCCUUGCGCCAGUUUCCGUCAUGAGUAACUGGAGCACGCAAAUGAAGAGGCACAUCAAACCAGAAUACGCCCUCCGUAUCAUGUUCUGGCAUGGUACGCGCAAGGAGCCUAUCACACCCAAGCAAAUCGAGAACUACGAUGUAGUCAUCAGCACAUACGAAUCGGUGUCGUCAGAUUGGUAUUCGCAGAAGAGUACUGCGCUACCAAGGAAGUCAGGUCCUUUCUCUAUCACUUGGAGGCGGGUCAUUCUCGAUGAAGGCCAUAACAUUCGCAACCCCAAAGCCAAGAAGACUAUCGCCAUUAGCAAUCUUCUGGCUCAAUCACGCUGGUCCUUGACAGGCACUCCGAUUAUCAACAAUCUCAAAGAUCUCUAUAGUCAACUCCGCUUUCUGCGCCUCUCGGGAGGGCUUGAUUCAUUCGAGAUUUUCCACGGUGCUAUCUCACGUCCUGUGUUGGCCGGUGAUCCGCAAGGAAACAAGGCACUACAGUUGCUCAUGGGCGGCAUUUGUUUGCGACGCAAGAAAGAGAUGCCGUUCAUCGACCUGCGUCUCCCUGAGCUGUCCGAGUAUGUCCAUAAGUUCAAGCUUCACCCCCAUGAACAGGAGAAGUAUGAUGCCCUCGAAGCCCAGGCCAAGGGCACACUAGACAUCUACAAGAGCAACAUUGGCAACCAAAAGGCUUUUGACACUUACCGCCAUCUCCUCGAAGUCCUCUUACGAAUGCGCCAGCUCUGCAACCACUGGCAGCUUGUUGGUGAAGAGCGGCUCGAGUCGAUCAUGAAGCAGCUUGAGGCCGAGGGCGUCGUCGACCUCACCGCUGAGAACAAAGAAGCUCUGCAGAAGAUGCUUCAGCUCUCCAUCGAUUCCCAGGAAGACUGCCCGAUCUGUUUCGACACAUACAAAGACCCGGUGAUUACGAAAUGCGCUCACACAUUUUGCACACCCUGUUUAGAACGUGUCAUCGAACUGCAGGGCAAAUGUCCCAUGUGCCGCGCCGAGCUCGAAUCCUUCGGCUCUACAACCGUCAAGCCCGCUGCCGAGACAUCUGUAAAGCACGAGCACACCGCCGUAUCCGAGGCAGACAAGGCGUCUCUGGAGAAGAACACGUCCAGCAAAGUCGAGCAACUCCUGCAAAUCCUCGCCGCUAGCGCCAAAGACAAAACGAACAAGACGAUCAUCUUCAGUCAAUGGAUCUCGUUCCUCGAUCUUAUCCAAGUGCACUUGGCGGCGGCAGGCUACAAAUACACACGCAUCGAUGGCUCCAUGAGCGCCGUUACACGCGAUGCGGCUCUCGAAGCACUCGACUCCGACCCAGACACGACCAUCAUGCUGGCAUCUCUCUCUGUCUGCUCAGUCGGCCUGAAUCUCGUCGCCGCCAACCAGGUCAUCAUGGCGGACAGCUGGUGGGCGCCUGCCAUCGAGGAUCAAGCUGUGGACCGCGUCCACCGUCUGGGACAGAAGCGCGAGACUACUGUCUUCCGGCUUGUUGUCGAGGACAGCGUUGAGGAGAGAGUGCUGGGCAUCCAGAGCGACAAGAGAAGACUUAUGGCAAUGGCGUUUGCGGAGAAAGAAGGAGGGAAGAAAAAGAAUGUCCGAAGCGGAGGUCUGAGUGAUUUGACGAGACUGCUUGGUCAGAGUGAGGGGAGUGGGAGUGCUGGUGCACUUGCAACCGAAAGUGCAAAUGGAAGUGGUGGCGGCAGUGGCAGCGGCAGAAGUGGUGGCGGACGCGCACGCAAGAAGUGA